ACAAAUGAGAAACUUGGUUUUAAAGUGGGUCUUGCUAGGCCUUUUGUGCACACAAAUAUGUGCUUACAAAUACAAUUGUGGUGCAGGACAGUCUCCUAAAGUAGCAAAGCAAUUUGAAGCUAUCUACCAAUUUGGUGAUUCUCUUAACGAUAAUGGCAACUUCAUUCGACAGCCUUACGGGAAAAGGUCUUACUACAAGUAUUUACCUUAUGGCCAAACCAUACGCCGACCGACGGGCCGGGCCUCCGAUGGCCUUGUCAUUGCAGAUUACAUUGCAAUGUACUUCCAACUUCCACUACUAAGCCCAUAUCUUUCCAAUAACGCAAGUGAUUUCAACCAUGGAAUCAAUUUUGCGGUGGCCGGCGCCUCAGCAAAUGGCGGAGUACAAGACAAUUCCUUGGCUGCGCAACUUAAUUGGUUUAAAACUCACCUCACCUCAACUUAUUCUAAUAAUCAAACAGCAAUCAAGGAAAAACUCCAAAAGUCAUUAAUAUUAAUGGGAGAAAUUGGAGGUAAUGAUUUUAACGGUCCUUUUCAUCAGCGCAAGACUAUCGAAGAAGUAUCUAAGCUUGUUGCAGGAGUUGUUAAAACUAUCAAAGAUGCAGUUGAGGAAAUAAUUAGCCUAGGGGCUACUAAUAUUGUGGUGCCAGGGAACUUUCCUAUAGGGUGUGUGCCUCUUUAUCUUGUUGAAUUUGCCACAAAUGAUAGCUCAAAGUAUGAUGAACAUCAUUGCUUGAAAGACUACAAUACAUUCUCAAGGUUUUACAAUUACCAUUUAAUACAAGCUAUCCAACAAUUGCAACAAAAGUAUUCGGGUGUGGCCAUUGUUUACGCUGACUAUUAUGGAGCAUUGAUCUAUGUCAUUACCAAUGCUGCUCAAUUAGGGAUUGAGCAAGAUGGUGACAAAAAGGCUUGUUGUGGAGCAGGUGAUAAUCCAUACAAUUAUAAUCCAAAUAAAUUUUGUAGUCGUCAAGUUCAAGUUUGUGAAAAUCCAAAUAAAAGAGUUAGUUGGGAUGGAGUUCAUAUGACACAAAGUGGAAACAGAUAUGUUGCAAAUUGGCUACUAAAACAAUUUGUAUAUUACCUUCAAUAAAAAUAAAAGUAUUCACUAAUUUAUA
Amaranthus tricolor (Joseph's coat) is the source of this 1118-nucleotide messenger RNA. RefSeq names its product acetylajmalan esterase-like. The record is from RefSeq and is a predicted model, not a curated record. The transcript has 5 exons. Lineage: Eukaryota; Viridiplantae; Streptophyta; Magnoliopsida; Caryophyllales; Amaranthaceae. The coding region runs from base 5 to 1093 and encodes 362 amino acids. Gene Ontology annotation, molecular function: hydrolase activity, acting on ester bonds.